GUUCGUCACCCCAAUUGUGUGCGUCUAUUGCGGUUGCUGCAUUUUCAAUAUUCGUUUUCGCCGUGAAACUGUGCAUCAAAUCAAAUAAAAGCAUAAAAAAAGCGUUGCACAAUGAACACAUUGGGUCCUAAAAAGGACGGAAGUCCUAAUAUUGACUUUUUCCAAUCGCCAGAGACGCUGCAAGGCUUCGAGUCGAUACGCCAAUGGCUACAAAAGAAUUGUAAAAAGUAUUUGGCGCACAGCUCGGAGCCGAUUACAAAGGAAUCGUUGGCACAAUUGCUUAUACUAUUUCUGCAAUAUGUAGAAGCAAAAUUGGGAAAGAACUCUGCCGAACCGCCGGCGACGAGAAUUCCGAUGCGGUGUUUUCUUGACUUCAAGCAAGGUGGUGGCCUAUGUAUCAUUUUCUCGACAAUGUUUCGCUUCCGCGCCGAACAACGCGGCAAAAAGUUCGACUUUUCUAUUGGCAAGAAUCCCACACGUAAGGAUCCCAACAUCCAGCUGUUAAUCGAAAUCGAACAGGCGCUCGUGGAAGCUGAUCUCUAUCGCAUACCCUACAUUUAUAUUCGGCCUGAGAUUGAGAAGUCGUUUGAGUCGCGCCUACGUGAAAUUCUCGACAACCGUCGUGUGGAGAUUGUUACCGAUGAGGAGGAUGCCACCCAUAUUGUCUAUCCCGUUGUGGAUCCUCAUCCGGAUGAGUAUGCUCGACCCAUCUUCAAGCGAGGCAAUCAUGUGAUGUUACAUUGGUACUAUUUUCCCGAGUCCUACGAUUCGUGGACGCUGAAUAGCUUCGACUUGCCGGAUAAUAUACCUGAGAAUCCGGAAUCGCCUGCAGAACGUUGGCGUGUUGCUGCAACUUGGAUAUUGGAUCUGGAGCAGUACAACGAGUGGAUGGCUGAAGAGGAUUACGAGGUGGAUGAGAUGGGCAAAAAGAAAACGCACAAGCAGCGCAUGUCCAUCGACGACAUUAUGUCGUUUGGAGACGACAAAAAGAAACCUACGGCCAGCAGUGGAACUGGUAAACAAAAGCGUCGUCGCUCCCCUUCGCCCACAACAUCCACGUCUACAUCGAAACCGGGCAAACGAAAGCGUUCGCCGGCCGUUAUCCACAAGAAGUCGCGCAACGAUGACGACGACGAGGAUCUAACGCGUGAUCUAGACGAUCCGCCAGCUGAGCCCAACAUUCAGGAGGUGCAUAAGGCUACCCACUCGGCACUGCAAUCAACUGCCAGCCCCGCACCAGGUGGCAAAUCACGAGCUGACAACGAUAUGAUGCCCAUCAAGGGUGGCACCAUGACCGACUUGGAUGAUGAAAUGACAGGCGGCAGCGCUGCCCAGGCAAUGUCCAUGGGCGAUGGCGACAAUUCGCAGACGGGCAAGACCAGCGACAACAGCAACACGCAAGAGUUCUCAUCGUCGGCCAAAGAGGACAUGGAGGACAAUGUGACCGAGCAGACUCAUCACAUUAUUGUGCCCUCGUACUCGGCCUGGUUUGACUACAACUCGAUUCAUGUCAUCGAGAAGCGCGCCAUGCCCGAGUUCUUCAAUAGCAAAAACAAAUCGAAGACCCCCGAGAUCUACAUGGCCUAUCGUAACUUUAUGAUUGACACUUACAGGUUAAAUCCCACAGAGUACUUGACCAGCACCGCCUGUCGUCGCAAUUUAGCCGGCGAUGUGUGCGCUAUAAUGCGUGUGCACGCCUUCUUAGAGCAGUGGGGUCUGAUCAACUACCAGAUCGAUGCCGAUUUGCGUCCCACACCCAUGGGACCGCCGCCCACUUCGCACUUUCACAUACUAUCGGAUACGCCGUCAGGUUUGCAGGCAAUCAAUCCGCAGAAGACGCAACAACCAUCGGCAGCCAAGACGCUGCUCGAUCUCGACAAGAAGCCACUGGGCAAAGACGCUAGUGGCGUCUUGGAGUGCGACAAGGCUGCUGGUGGAUUGGGUGGCAUCAAGACGGAAGCACUUGAGAAUGGUGCUGCUGGCGGUUUGUCCUCUGGCGUCAGUCAGUUUGGCCUCAAGUUAGAUCAGUAUGCCAAGAAACCGGCAGCCAUGAAGAAUCGCACAGCAGCGAGCAUGGCACGCGAGUGGACCGAUCAGGAAACGCUGCUGCUGCUCGAAGGUCUCGAGAUGCACAAAGACGACUGGAAUAAGGUGUGCGAACACGUCGGCACACGCACUCAGGACGAGUGCAUUUUGCACUUCUUACGUUUACCCAUUGAGGAUCCUUAUCUGGAGGAUGAUGGCGGUUUCCUUGGCCCACUUGGCUGCCAGCCAAUUCCGUUUAGCAAAUCUGGCAAUCCCAUUAUGUCGACCGUGGCCUUUUUGGCAUCUGUUGUCGACCCACGCGUCGCUGCUGCUGCUGCCAAGGCGGCAAUGGAGGAAUUUGCCGCCAUCAAGGACGAGGUGCCAGCAACCAUUAUGGAUAACCAUAUGAAGAAUGUAGAGAAAGCUUCGUCGGGCGGCAAAUUUAAUCCAAACUUUGGUCUGGCCAACAGCGGAAUUGCCGGCACAGGCAACGACAAGGACGAUGACGAGUCGAAGGAGGGCAACAAUAGCAGCAGCUCUGCGUCGGUCGCCAAUGACGAGGAGAUGAAGGAUCUAAGCAAGAAAGACGCCACAGAUGAGGCAAAGUCCAAAGACAAAACGAAAACGGAUAAGCUCAACACAAACACAGACUCCACAAGUUCCACAUCAACAUCAUCAACGACAACAACAACUACAUCAGCUACAACAACAACAACGCCCAUUACCAAUAACACAGAUAAAAAAUCUAAAGAUUCAUCGUCGUCGUCGUUGGCCGGCGACAAUGACAAAGCCAACAAAACUGAAAAAACGAGCAACGCCUCAAACAAAUCGGCUUCCAACUCCUCACCCACAGAGUCUGGCUCCGGCACUGGAGAUGUGGAGAUCAAAACGGAGGACACAAGCGGCGAUGGCGAGACCAAGGAUGGCAGCAGCGAUGCCAGCAGCGGCGGCGGCGGCACUGUCUCAACAGCUAACAAGGAGGGCGCCUUCAGCGAGAACAACAUGCAAACGGCGGCGGCAGCUGCGCUCGCCUCGGCAGCCGUUAAGGCGAAACAUUUGGCUGCACUGGAGGAGCGCAAGAUCAAGUCACUGGUGGCACUGCUGGUGGAGACACAAAUGAAGAAGUUGGAGAUCAAGUUGAGGCACUUCGAGGAGCUGGAGGCCACCAUGGAACGGGAACGUGAAGGCCUCGAGUAUCAGCGACAACAGCUCAUUACCGAGCGCCAGCAAUUCCAUUUGGAGCAGUUGAAGGCUGCAGAGUUCCGAGCACGCCAGCAGGCGCAUCAUCGCCUGCAACAGGAGCUGCAACAACAGGGCCAAGCAGCCGCUGCCGCCGGAUCCAUAUUGAUGCAACCCCAGCAGCAGCAGCAACAACAGCAGCAGCAGCCACAAACCUUACCGCCGCCGGCGCCGCAUCAUCAUCAACAGCAAGCGCCACAAUCGGUGGCAGGGCAUCCGCAUCAGCCGCAGCCGCAACAACUUGCGGCUCCAUCAGCGCAACAGCAUCAGCCGUUGCCACCGCAUAUAGCAGCAGCUGGUGCACCGCCCAAUGGAGCACCAUUCGCGGCGCCGCCAAUUGCACCCGCUGUGGUUUCAGCGCCAGCGCCAACAACGGCAGCAGCCGAGCAACCUGUUGCAACUGUGGCACCAGCUCAGGCCACGCCCACGCCCAUGGACACUACACCACCAGCUAAUGCACCGCCAGUUGCAGUUGCCGAUGCUGCUGCUGCUGCCGCCAGCGUGACAACCAUUGCUCCAAAUGCAGCGCCUGCUCCUAGCAUUCCAGCGGCCACUGUUGCUGCAGCUGCUGCACCAGCACCUCCCUCAUCUUAAAGGCUAAUCGUAGGCAUCUGGAACAUCUUCUCUUUAGCUUUUAAGUUGCAAGCUCUCAGUAUCUUAUUGUAUACUCUUCUUGUCUCUCCCGUUUUAUCCUCACCUCACCAUAAUGUCUGCUCCCGCUUCAGAUCCCCCUUUUGAUUAGUGUACUUAUGUAUUUUGUUGUAGUCCCGAGAUGGCGAUAGUCAUCUCCACUCCAUGUCGCCCCUUUUAAUACUUACAGAAUUUUGAACCAAGUUUCAAACCCAAAACCCGCAUUAAAAUAAAGUCUAUUCAUAUGUAUGAAAA
Drosophila albomicans is the source of this 4149-nucleotide messenger RNA. It is a transcript of the gene mor, whose product is annotated as SWI/SNF complex subunit SMARCC2. Gene Ontology annotation, molecular function: histone binding; DNA binding. The record is from RefSeq and is a predicted model, not a curated record. The coding region runs from base 112 to 3858 and encodes 1248 amino acids. Gene Ontology annotation, cellular component: SWI/SNF complex. Gene Ontology annotation, biological process: positive regulation of DNA-templated transcription. Lineage: Eukaryota; Metazoa; Arthropoda; Insecta; Diptera; Drosophilidae. The transcript is spliced from 8 exons.